CAAGUCGUCUUCGUCUUUCGCAGCUCCAGCGGCAGACCAUUCGAAGCGGGCCCUCGAGCGUGCGUGACGCUCGUUCUGCAGCUUCCGUGUCGAACAGUCAGGCUUCUCCUCGCUGCUUGGAAAGUGACGCUCCGAAGAUGUCGUGGCAGGCAUACGUUGACAACCAGAUCUGCGCCCAGGUCCAGUGCACCGUAGCUGCCAUUGCUGGUCUGGCGGACGGUGCAAUUUGGGCCAAGUACGAAAAGGACGCCAACGUCAAGGUUACGCAGCAGGAGUUGAAGAACAUCGCUGAUACGAUGCGGACGAAACCAAGCAACUUCAACGAGAACGGCAUUUACGUGGCUGGUAUCAAGUACGUCUGCUUGUCGGCCGAGAACACCCUGGUGCGAGGCCGCAAGGGCAGCUCCGCCAUGAUCGCAGUGGCAACCAAGACUUGCCUUCUGGUCGCCGCUACCGUGGACGGCUUCCCCCCCGGCCAGCUCAACACGGUCGUCGAGAAGCUGGGCGACUACCUCAGGUCCAACGGCUACUAGAUGGCCAACAGCGACGAAGGCGGCGUCCACGAAGCAGCGUACCGUCUCUUCCUACCGGCUAAGCCUACCGAGCCCCGACACGUCUUCACCUACCCCCAAGCCUCCCGCCGCCGACCUCUGUGUGCCCAUGCGAGGCCCCGGACUACGCGGGCUCUACCCCAGGGACUGCAGCGUCUCCUUCUUGGUAUUUUCUCGACUUUAUUCUUUUGCCUCAUCCUCUUCUUCUUUCUGGACUAUUCCGUUGUCCCCCGAACACUGCUUCCGAAGGGCGAGGUGGCGCGUGACAUCGAAGGAAUGAAGACGCUCGCGCUUCGCGCCUGGGACUGCCGACCUUCUUUUUCUUUUUUUAACCGCUGCUUCUCCUCGCGUGGCACUUUUUCUUUUCUUUCCUUUUUUACUCACUUGACCUCCUGCUCUUUUGUUUUUAUCAGUAACUGCGGAAAUCGCUUGUAAGUCAAGAAACGCAGCUACUGAAGAGCAUGAAAGCGCUGUGCGCCUAAAGUGUCCUUUGAAAUAAAAUCCAGUGUUCUUGUGUGUGCGUUCCAAAACUCGUGUUU
This is a messenger RNA of Dermacentor silvarum, 1090 nucleotides long. Its product is annotated as profilin. Gene Ontology annotation, molecular function: actin monomer binding. NCBI's taxonomy places the organism in Eukaryota, Metazoa, Arthropoda, Arachnida, Ixodida, Ixodidae. The transcript has a single exon. Bases 138 to 533 code for a protein of 131 amino acids. Gene Ontology annotation, cellular component: cell cortex. The record is from RefSeq and is a predicted model, not a curated record.